Molecule: messenger RNA, 1284 nt
Organism: Oppia nitens
Lineage: Eukaryota; Metazoa; Arthropoda; Arachnida; Sarcoptiformes; Oppiidae
Exons: 1
Coding region: 1-1284 (427 amino acids)
Source: RefSeq, a predicted model, not a curated record
AUGGAUCCGCGAAAACCUAUGUAUCCUUUGCCAGACUUUACACAAAGGCCGUCAUCUAAGACACAGCCGACUCCAUUCGCCCCAAUGCGACCGAUAGUGAUGCGGCCGAUAUUGCCCAACGGAGCCGAAAACUACUUUUCACCGCUGCCGAUGACGACUCGGCGAAUGCGACCACAAUAUUCGCCAUUGCCGAGUCCGACACGUCGAAGAACACAAUCGCUGCCAACUGGAUUGUCUACCAUGGAUAGUCAAGAAAAUUCAAGUUGGUCUUCGUCAUCAGCAUCAUCGUCGGACAGUUUGCAUUCAGUUGGCAAUAGAAGAACACCAUCGCCGCCACACCCGCCUUUUUCAUACAGCAGCAGUGGUUCACCGAUACCAACAUCGAGGCGUACGCUGGGAACACAGUUUCCGUCGCCAAGUCGAACACCUCCUGGGUCACCACCGCCGUCGCCAAGUCGAACACCUCCCGGGUCACCACCGCCGUCGCCAAGUCGAACACCUCCCGGGUCACCACCACUAGGAUCUCUGAGAUCGUCGAUUAGUGAAUCUUCCACUCAGUCGAUACCAACAAACAGACAGUAUUGGGAACCGCCAAAACUUAUAUACGAUCCCGAUCAUCCAGAGUUUAGAGGACAAGGUCGUGGACAACUUGAACGCCGACAGGUCACACAAAUACCGGGCGAUCCAUUUUGGGGCGGUUGGCGGGGAUGGGAUAUGUGGGACAAAGUAGGCAAAAAAACACGCAAACGAGCUUUUCAGUAUAAUCCUGCUGAUCCACCAAAUCGUUUUCCAGACGAUGUGGCCAUAGAAGAUCCCUUUAGGACUGAUCCCACAUCCGAUCGAAUGAACAGAUUUGAGGAGUCAGGUCUUCAUAGUUAUUGGGCGCCGAAUGAAGCGGAAGAGAGUGUACAUCGCGUACGCGAACCGGCAGCCUUUCGUCGGGCGCCGUUCCCGAUGCCGACCAGUGAUACCGACGCUAGCCGUCGCAAAAGUUUAGGUCAACGGCUAUCACGUUUCGGUUCGCGAACCAAAAAACUUUUCAGUAGAAAUCGUAGACACAGUCAAACAUCAACAACUGAAACCAAUCCGACGGAUUUGUUGGAUGAUAUACCAGAAGAAUCACUAGAAGGUACUCAUUCGCGGACACAAUCGAUGAGUUCGCUGGGAACACAGUUUUCGUCAACGAGUGGACAAACUCGACAACAAAGAUCAUCAAAAGGCAGAGAUUGUGUCUGUAGGUGUCGACGAAAACCCUGUUUAUGCCGCUGUGGUUUCGAUUUAUGA